This is a messenger RNA of Chelonus insularis, 949 nucleotides long. RefSeq names its product eukaryotic translation initiation factor 3 subunit f1 (gene eIF3f1). The coding region runs from base 74 to 910 and encodes 278 amino acids. Gene Ontology annotation, molecular function: translation initiation factor activity; translation initiation factor binding; metallopeptidase activity. The transcript is spliced from 3 exons. Lineage: Eukaryota; Metazoa; Arthropoda; Insecta; Hymenoptera; Braconidae. Gene Ontology annotation, biological process: translational initiation. Gene Ontology annotation, cellular component: eukaryotic translation initiation factor 3 complex, eIF3m. The record is from RefSeq and is a predicted model, not a curated record.
ACUUGGAGCGUACCAUGCGACGACUCCGAAAAUUUUGCUAACAUAACCUCUGUGUUUAUUGUGUUCUUCAAGAAUGGCGCUCGACCUUACUGUCAAAGUUCAUCCCGUUGUUUUAUUUCAAAUAGUAGAUGCUUUCGAGCGUCGAAAUUCAGACUCUCAAAGAGUUAUUGGUACUUUACUAGGAACGGUGGAAAAAGGAAUUGUUGAAGUAACCAACUGUUUCUGUGUACCACAUAAAGAAUCUGAUGAUCAAGUUGAAGCUGAACUAAGUUAUGCUAUGGAUCUUUAUGAUUUAAAUCAUAGAGUGAAUGCUCAAGAAAAUAUUGUUGGAUGGUGGGCUACAGGAAAAGAGGUUACAACUCAUUCUUCAGUUAUUCAUGAAUACUAUGCACGAGAAUGUAAUAAUCCAGUUCACUUGACUGUCGACACAACUUUAAUUAAUACAACAAGAAUGGGAAUUAAAGCAUAUGUUUGUGUUCAACUUGGAGUUCCAAAUGGCAAACAAGGAUGCAUGUUUACUCCUACUAAAGUUGAGAUAACUUGUUAUGAGCCUGAAAUUGUUGGACUUCAAUUAUGUCAAAAAACACAAGCAUCUGUAAAAUCAGGAAGUGGUGUUGAGCCAAUGAUGGAUUUGGCACAAAUAGCUGAAGCAAGCUCAAAGCUUUCAGUUAUGCUAGAACAAGUUCUCGCUUAUGUUGAUGAUGUUCUUGAUGGAAAACAACCUCCAGAUAAUCAAGUUGGUCGAGCCUUACUUGAUAUGGUCCAUUCUGUUCCAAAAAUGACUAGUGAUCAAUUUGAUGAAAUGUUUAAUAGUAAUGUCAAAGACCUCUUGAUGGUUGUGGCAUUGUCACAAUUAAUCAAAACUCAACUUCAACUUAAUGAAAAAUUAACUCUUCUUACGACGUUGUAAGUAUUAAAAUUAAACAAUGAAGAGAUACACAAUAAAGAA